AUGAGUUACCUGCCUAGCUACAAGACCAGGGAGGGAAGAGGGAGUGUAACUCACCCUGACGGUGGAGGUGGUGGUAGAGAACAGAGCUACAAGACCAGGGAGGGAAGAGGGAGUGUAACUCACCCUGAUGGUGGAGAUGCUAAUAGAGAACAGAGCUACAAGACCAGGGAGGGAAGAGGGAGUGUAACUCACCCUGACGGUGGAGGUGGUGGUAGAGAACAGAGCUACAAGACCAGGGAGGGAAGAGGGAGUGUAACUCACCCUGAUGGUGGAGAUGCUAAUAGAGAACAGAGCUACAAGACCAGGGAGGGAAGGGGGAGUGUAACUCACCCUGACGGUGGAGGUGGUGGUAGAGAACAGAGCUACAAGACCAGGGAGGGAAGAGGGAGUGUAACUCACCCUGACGGUGGAGGUGGUGGUAGAGAACAGAGCUACAAGACCAGGGAGGGAAGAGGGAGUGUAACUCACCCUGAUGGUGGAGAUGCUAAUAGAGAACAGAGCUACAAGACCAGGGAGGGAAGAGGGAGUGUAACUCACCCUGACGGUGGAAGUGGUGGUAGAGAACAGAGCUACAAGACCAGGGAGGGAAGAGGGAGUGUAACUCACCCUGACGGUGGAGGUGGUGGUAGAGAACAGAGCUACAAGACCAGGGAGGGAAGAAGGAGUGUAACUCACCCUGACGGUGGAGGUGGUGGUAGAGAACAGAGCUACAAGACCAGGGAGGGAAGAGGGAGUGUAACUCACCCUGACGGUGGAGGUGGUGGUAGAGAACAGAGCUACAAGACCAGGGAGGGAAGAGGGAGUGUAACUCACCCUGAUGGUGGAGGUGGUGGUAGAGAACAGAGCUACAAGACCAGGGAGGGAAGAGGGAGUGUAACUCACCCUGAUGGUGGAGGUGGUGGUAGAGAACAGAGCUACAAGACCAGGGAGGGAAGAGGGAGUGUAACUCACCCUGAUGGUGGAGAUGCUAAUAGAGAACAGAGCUACAAGACCAGGGAGGGAAGAGGGAGUGUAACUCACCCUGACGGUGGAGGUGGUGGUAGAGAACAGAGCUACAAGACCAGGGAGGGAAGAGGGAGUGUAACUCACCCUGACGGUGGAGGUGGUGGUAGAGAACAGAGCUACAAGACCAGGGAGGGAAGAGGGAGUGUAACUCACCCUGACGGUGGAGGUGGUGGUAGAGAACAGAGCUACAAGACCAGGGAGGGAAGAGGGAGUGUAACUCACCCUGACGGUGGAGGUGGUGGUAGAGAACAGAGCUACAAGACCAGGGAGGGAAGAGGGAGUGUAACUCACCCUGACGGUGGAGGUGGUGGUAGAGAACAGAGCUACAAGACCAGGGAGGGAAGAGGGAGUGUAACUCACCCUGACGGUGGAGGUGGUGGACUAAUCACGGAUUAA
Molecule: messenger RNA, 1401 nt
Organism: Bolinopsis microptera
Lineage: Eukaryota; Metazoa; Ctenophora; Tentaculata; Lobata; Bolinopsidae
Product: hornerin-like
Exons: 1
Coding region: 1-1401 (466 amino acids)
Source: RefSeq, a predicted model, not a curated record